GCUUAAUUUUAGUGGAAAGGCAGUUUUACAUGCGCAAGGAGUAGAUUUUAGUAAUGGUAAUAGUUACAAAAUUAAUAUGGAUGAAUUACAAGUAAUGGAAGAAAUUGGGAAGGGACAAUAUGGAACAGUACAAAAGGAAAUCCGCCUUGAACUUGAUGAAGCAAAAUUAAAUCAAAUAUUAAUGGAGCUGGAUAUUCUCCAUAAAGCCAAGAGUGACUAUAUUGUGGAUUUUUAUGGAGCUUUUUUCAUUGAAUCCUGUGUAUAUUAUUGUAUGGAGUAUAUGGAUGCUGGAUCAUUAGAUAAAUUAUACGGAGAUGGAGUACCAGAAGAUGUGCUUGCAAAAAUCACAACUAGUACAUACACUGUGCAAUCAGAUGUUUGGUCUCUUGGAUUAGCCAUGGUUGAACUUGGAACCGGAAAAUAUCCAUAUCCUGUUCCGGAUAAGAAUGAACAAAUUAGUAUGUUUGUUCAAUUAAAUGCUAUCGUUACGGGAACACCGCCAUCGUUACCUGAGGAUAAAUUUUCAGAAGAGUUAAAAUAUGAGGAGAUUGAAGUCAACAUGAAAGCAUGGGCAGAAGAAGCAUUCUCUUUAUCGAGGAAUGGAAAUAAUGGGAAUAAUGGGAAUGGACCAUAG
This is a messenger RNA of Racocetra fulgida, 634 nucleotides long. The record is from the annotation of a GenBank genome assembly. NCBI's taxonomy places the organism in Eukaryota, Fungi, Glomeromycota, Glomeromycetes, Diversisporales, Gigasporaceae.